Sphaerulina musiva SO2202 is the source of this 390-nucleotide messenger RNA. Its product is annotated as vacuolar protein sorting 55 superfamily. The record is from RefSeq and is a predicted model, not a curated record. The transcript has 3 exons. NCBI's taxonomy places the organism in Eukaryota, Fungi, Ascomycota, Dothideomycetes, Mycosphaerellales, Mycosphaerellaceae. The coding region runs from base 1 to 390 and encodes 129 amino acids. Gene Ontology annotation, biological process: late endosome to vacuole transport via multivesicular body sorting pathway. Gene Ontology annotation, cellular component: endosome; Vps55/Vps68 complex.
AUGGCCAUGGCUGGGCUCAAGACCAUCAUCGUGCUCUCAUUUAUACUGGCCAUUGGAUUCCUCCUGGUCAUCCUCUCCUCGGCCCUCUUCGAGUCCUACCUCACCCUGCUCGUUGUCGCAACCUACAUAAUCGCGCCUUUGCCCAACUGGAUAUGCGGGAAGGCACAAGCAAACGAGGACUUCAUGGACAGUGGGAGCAAUAGCAUCGUCGAAUUGGGAAGGUUCUUGACGGGAUUUCUGGUGGUCAUGGGAAUUGCGCUGCCUAUCGUCCUUGCACAUUGUGAUCAGAUUAAGAUUCCCGCUAUGAUCAUGAGCAUUGUCGGCGGUCUGCUCAUCUACGGCACCAUCAUCUCAUUUGGCCUGUUUUUCCGAGAGCAGGAGGAGUUCUAG